UAGCCGAGCCGGUUUAAAGGCUGCACCGCGCGGUUUGUUUGGGUGUUAGCAGUAAACUAGCUAGUUAGCACAGUGGAGGAAUAUAAUGUAAUUAAUGGGGUAAAAUUCAAUUAAACAAACCAAAAAAAAAAAACACUUUUAACCCCAGAUUACAGCAGGCAUGGAGGAGGAGGAGGAGCUGCUGGCCUUCAGGGCGCGGUGGAGGAUGGAGCUGGAGGAGAAUAAAACAGUUAAACAGGAGAAAAGAGAGAGAGGACUGGGCAGGACUGCAGUGGCUGAGAGCAGUAGCGGCAGUGCUGAGACUCAGGACCCGCAGCAGGACCCGCAGCAACCCCAGUACGUGUCCAUCGCUGCGGGGCUGCUGGACGGCAGGAGCAGCCCUCUGCUGGAGCGGAUAGCGGAGGAGAGGAGGAGGAGAAGCGGGAGGAAGAGACGCUGUGAGCCGGGAGGAGCAGGAGGAGGAGAGCAGGAGGAGAAGAAGCUCUCUGAUCAUCUAAAGAGAAGGAGCGAUCUUCUAGACCAGCUCAUUCAGGAUUUGAACGAGACCACUGACAUCCCUUUCUUUGAUGUGGAGUUGCCUUAUGAACUGGCCCUGAAGAUUUUCCAGUUUCUGAGCAGAACUGAUCUGGGUCGAUGUGCACAGGUGAGCAAGUUAUGGAGGAUGUUAUCGGAGGACGAGGUCCUGUGGUACAGGCUGUGCCUGGACGAGGGAUAUCACAGCGGGGCAAGUGUCUCUGACUCCCCCUGCUGGAAAAGCACGCUCAGAGACUGCUGUAACACAGAGAAGAUAGUGAAGUACAACUGGAAGAAUCGAGUUGGGUCAGUAAGUCAUCUACAGUAUGAACUGGGAAAAGUAUUGUGUGACGUCAGCUCCUGUGACGGACACGUCAUUGCUGGGUAUACCUCAGGUGAUGUUCGUCUAUGGAACACUCUCCACUGGGACUCUGGAGCUCUGUACCUGAAACCUGCCCACCACGCAAUGAGAGACGAUAACCCCCCGCCUCAUGUCUGUUUCGCUCGAGUCAAUGAGGGCGUGGCCUGUGCUGCGUAUGAGAACGGCUGUGUGGAUGUAUGGAGCACUGAAGCUGGUUUCGAGCCCAUUCAUCACUACCAGCACCUCCAGCGGGUCGAUGCUCUAGACCUGAGCCCCGACAGCCCAGUGCUGGCCACUGCGUGUGGGUCAGAGGUGCGGGUGGACUCCCCCGAUGAUGGAGGCUACUGGAGGACAAGGUGCCUCCACCACUUGCCUAAACCUGUGGAUGGGGUGUUGGUGGUCCCGGGGAAACGGGCGUUGCCGUUGGUUUCAGCGUGGGCUGGAGAGAACGUUUAUCUUCUGGAUUCAGGUCAGACGGAGGAAGAGCAGGAACAGGAUGAAGGAUCCAGGCUGCUACACUCGGUCUAUGGGCAGCCGGUUACCUGCCUAGAUGUGACAGCAUGCAGAGCAGCCCUGGGAGUGAAGAGCUGCGGCUGGGGAAUGAACGACGGAGGGAACAAGAUUAGAGUGUACAGUCUGGAGACUCGUCAGUCGGAGGUGAAUAUGGGGAACUCGCCAGGGGACUUCACCUGCAUCAAUCUCAGAGAUGCACCCCCACACCUGCUGGUGUGUGGGAACAAAGACAGGAGGGUCCGAGUGUUUGACCUGCGCACCGGCACCUCCGUGGUUUCCCUGUACGCCCAUCACUUGGGUGUGACCACAGUGCAGGCAGAUGAUUGGAAGAUUGUGAGCGGCGGUGGCGAGGGAUUGGUCGGUGUGUGGGAAAUGAGGAUGGGGGCAAAACUCUGGGAGAUGCACAACAGGCACCCUGUUCGCCACACGCGCUUCGACGCCAGCACCCUGGUGACUGCCAACAUCCCCGACGAGAAGAGCCCCCGCGGCGCCUGCAUCACCGACGAUGACCUCACUGCUCACCGCAGACAUCGGGGGGUGAUCUGCUACUACGACUUCUCUGUGGACUCCUCCACCCAGGACCACGUUCUGCCCAUCUGCAGGUCCAGCUACAGCGAGACCAGCGGCUACAACUACAACAUCGGCCUGGCCAUGCCUUACGACGCGCUGGCUGACCCUCACACGUCCAGACUAUGACCAAUUAUACCUCAGUUAAUAUGAUUGGCUGAGAGAUAUUUUAUGAGUGACGUUAUCAGCCGGUAAUGCACUGUAACUGUAACCGAAGCUCUCCAUGUAUUACUCUGCCACAUGCAGGUAACCUUCACAACGAUGCAGCGCUUACAAACCAAAUACAAACCAAAUAGGAUGUCAUUAUACACCACUGGGAGCCGCUGGAUACCAUAGAGGCACAGUGCAGAAACUCUAAGCCAUGUCUUCAAUAGGCGGCACAAACAAAGACGUCACAGGUCCACACAAAUAAAUAAAUAAAAGCCCAGCGACUCAAAAUUACGCAUUAUUAUACACACUAUCAUCCACUAAUAUCAGGUUAAAAGUUGUUAUUAUUAAAAUAAAAGCUUAAGUGAACAUAUUUUACAGUUAAUAUUGGGUAUUUUAAGCUGAAUGUAAGGUGGACUCUAGUAAUUCUUCAGGUCUCGCCGCUGGGGGUCGCCGAAGUAAACAAAACUUUAAUUCUUAAAAAAAAAAAAAAAAAAAAAAAAAAAAAAAAAAAAACAUUAUUUCAGUUAAACGAGCGCUGGACUUUAAUCUAAACAGAUUUCUCAGCUUAGAUUUCCACAAUUUUGACUGAAAUGGCCGAUAAUGCAGAGCUAUUUUAACUUUAAGUUUUUAUAACCAAACAGAUCGAAUUUUCUCAUCCUUUUUAAAUCAAAAUCUUUCAGUAAACAGUGAUAAUGGAACUGUGGUAUAAUCACAAUAAUACACUCAAGGUUCGUGCUAUAACAUGUAAUAUUGGCACUGCCUUCGACCACAUCACAGCAGUGCCAAUAUUACAUGUUAUAGCACGAACCUUGAGUGUAUUAUUCCUUAAAUUUAUACACUCAAUAUAUCACAGAGUCACACCCUCACAUAUCCAGACUGUGACCAACUAAUAAACACUCAGAGUCUGAGAGUCUGAGGCUCUGUAUGUUUCUCAAUGCUGCUUCUUCUGUUAAACAAUUUCCUGUAUUUAUUUUAUCUGGACGAAAAGAAAAUAUACUCAGAAAAUAUAAAAAAAUAUAUAUACAGGAAAACACAUGUAAAUUUACCUCUGUUGGUUUUAAAACAGAUACGUACUUGAAUUUACUUUCUAUUAAUUAUGUCUCAAUUUUUUUUAUAAAUCAUACAGAGAAUUGAGUUACUUUUUUUAGAUUAGGAUGUCCCGAAAACAACCUCUAAUCUGAUUCGGCUAAUUUUCAGCCCAGUUUUUUUGUUGCCGACGUCAUCAGAGCCGUUUCCUGAGAGUCUGACCACUCUCUGUUUCCCCCGUUACAUCAGGAAAUGACAGCUAAACACUAGAGGGUGCUCAUGAGUGAGUCCAUUAUGAAUGGGGAUAAAUGAAGCUACAUGCUACAAGAAAUUUAAAAAUCUAAUUAAAACUGAAAAUUAACUACUUUUUCUUGGUAUGACCUUAAUUUUAAAAUGUAGAAUAAUGUAUUUUACAAAAAAAAGCAUAGAAAUGUUUCUGUGUAUUUCAGUUUUUCUACAGUAAGCAGGUUUUAGGCAGUAAAGGCAUAAGCAUUACUGCUACUGUGAGCUGAUUGGUUGGUGAGCAAAUGCUGGAGCACUGAGUUUAACCCUUUCAGACCUGAAUUAACUCCAGUGAUAAAACAAAUAUAUGAAU
Astyanax mexicanus (Mexican tetra) is the source of this 3725-nucleotide messenger RNA. RefSeq names its product F-box and WD repeat domain containing 8 (gene fbxw8). The transcript has 11 exons. Gene Ontology annotation, molecular function: protein binding. Gene Ontology annotation, cellular component: preribosome, large subunit precursor. Bases 161 to 2083 code for a protein of 640 amino acids. Lineage: Eukaryota; Metazoa; Chordata; Actinopteri; Characiformes; Acestrorhamphidae. The record is from RefSeq and is a predicted model, not a curated record.